Sander lucioperca (pikeperch) is the source of this 2590-nucleotide messenger RNA. Its product is annotated as probable carboxypeptidase X1. Gene Ontology annotation, molecular function: zinc ion binding; metallocarboxypeptidase activity. The record is from RefSeq and is a predicted model, not a curated record. Gene Ontology annotation, biological process: proteolysis. The transcript has 14 exons. NCBI's taxonomy places the organism in Eukaryota, Metazoa, Chordata, Actinopteri, Perciformes, Percidae. Bases 81 to 2354 code for a protein of 757 amino acids.
UGACCGUGUUGCAGAGCUGUAGGUCAGGGAGGUUGAAUGACUGUUUGGUGUCAGAGGGGUUUCUGCAUGGAAGAGAUACUAUGGCAGGAGCUCUGCACAUCACUCUGUUCUUAUUUCUGCAUUGUGGAUCAUUUAUCCUCAUUUCAGCCAGAACUGCUAAUGACACGACUACAGUGACAUCCACCAUGGAUUCAGAUCCAGCUUUCCCUACAACUGAGAGCCUUUCUCCUGCAGGGAAAACAAACGUAACCGAGGUUCCCACCACAAGACUCCCAGCUUCACAGUCAACGGCUAAACCUCCCAAAAGCACUCCAACUACUAAACAUCUGACUGAAGACACUGGUAAGACAGCGGAGACAGCAGUGUCCAGAAAAGAGACAAAAGAAGAAGAAGAAGAAGAAGAAGGUCCUUUGGAAUUAGAAUGUCCUCCACUGGGUCUGGAGUCACUGAAGGUAAAAGACAACCAGCUGAGAGCGUCAUCCUAUAAGCGUAGAGGCCUGGGCCCUCACCGCGGCCGACUCAACAUCCAGUCUGGAGUAGACGACGGUGAUAUCUACGAUGGAGGCUGGUGUGCUCAGUACAGAGACAAGAUGCAGUGGCUGGAGGUCGACGCUCUGCGACUGACUCGCUUCAUCGGUGUCAUCCUGCAGGGUCGCAGCUCCAUCUGGAGUUGGAACGUGGUGCAUACCUACAAGGUGCAGUUCAGUAACGACUCGCUGGUCUGGAAGCCGUGCAUGAACGGGACCGAAGAGGCUGUAUUUGAAGGAAACCAGGACACAGAGACACCUGUCCUCGCUCUUUUCAGCACUUCCACGGUGGCCCGUUACAUCCGGAUCAACCCACAGACCUGGUACCAGAACGGGACGCAGGGUGACAUCUGUCUGAGAGCUGAGGUGUUGGGCUGCACACUCCCAGAUCCAAAUAAUAUCUACGCAUGGCAGACACAGCCAACAGAGUCUAAAGACAAGCUGGACUUCAGACACCACAACUACAAGGAGAUGAGAAAGUUGAUGAAGUCGGUGAACGAGGCGUGUCCUGACAUCACUCGCAUCUACAGCAUCGGGAAGAGUUACACAGGUCUGAAGCUCUACGUCAUGGAAAUCUCUGACAACCCGGGAAAACACGAGCUGGGAGAACCAGAGUUCCGUUACGUUGCAGGGAUGCAUGGGAAUGAAGUGCUGGGCCGAGAGCUUCUGCUCAAUCUCAUGCAGUACAUGUGCCAAGAGUACAAGCAGGGCGACCAGCGCAUCGUCCACCUGGUCACAGAGACUCGCAUCCACCUUCUGCCCUCCAUGAACCCCGAUGGAUAUGAGAUGGCCUUUAAAAAGGGCUCAGAACUGGCAGGUUGGGGCUUUGGUCGUUACAGCUAUGAAGGUAUCGACAUGAACCACAAUUUUGCUGACCUAAACUCAGGGAUGUGGUCCGCCAUCGAGCUGGCGACAGACCAGUCCAAACUCAUCAACCACUACUUCCCCAUCCCUGAGCAAUACACCUCUGAGGAGGCCUUUGUGGCGUCAGAGACCCGAGCUGUCAUCAACUGGAUGCAGAACAUCCCAUUUGUUCUUAGCGCUAACCUCCAUGGCGGGGAGCUGGUGGUCGUCUACCCGUUUGACAUGACCCGGGACUGGGCACCUCACGAGCACACGCCCACCGCUGAUGAGAGCUUCUUCCGCUGGUUGGCCACAGUGUACGCCAGCACCAAUCAGGUGAUGUCCAACCCGGACCGGCGGCCCUGCCACAACAAGGACUUCAUUAGAUACAACAACAUCAUCAAUGGAGCCGCAUGGCACAACGUACCAGGAAGUAUGAAUGAUUUCAGCUACCUGCACACCAACUGUUUCGAGGUGACGGUGGAGUUGUCCUGUGAUAAAUUCCCUCACGCCAGUGAGCUUCCCAUCGAGUGGGAGAACAACAGAGAAUCUCUGCUGGUUUACAUGGAGCAGGUCCACCGUGGAAUAAAGGGGGUGGUGCGAGACAAAGACACAGAGGCUGGCAUAGCAGAUGCCAUCAUUAAAGUCGAUGACAUCGAUCAUCAUAUCAGAUCAGUUACUGAUGGAGACUACUGGCGGCUGCUGAAUCCCGGUGAGUACCAGGUGACGGUCAGCGCAGAGGGCUACUUCCCCUCCUCCCGCACCUGCCAGGUCAUGUACGACCACUACCCGACAAUCUGCGACUUCCGCCUCACCAAGAUGCCCAAACAGAGGCUAAAAGACAUUCUGGCGAGGGGAGGGAAACUCCCCAAGGACCUGCAGCUCCGGCUGCGACAGCUACGCCUGCGCAAGCUCCGCGCCACCACCAGGGCCAUCAACCAGAGGCGCAUCGCUGACGCAGCCAAACGGGCAAAGAGGAUGUGAUGAUUGAAGAUAAUAUCAGAACAAAGCUGGACUUGGUUCAGUUCACUUUGGGUUCAGAGACACCCAUCUUCACUGGAUUCAUGUCACUUUAUGAGUUAAAAAGAAAUUGCCGUUAUCAAAGACAAAACAGCUGGGGACCUUGCUUCUUUUUCAGCAACAUGCAGUUUUACUCCUGAGAAAUUAUGUUUCAUCUUCUGCUGUAGAGCAGCAGAACAACUGAGGGAACAGUUCCUCGC